This is a messenger RNA of Sciurus carolinensis (gray squirrel), 6291 nucleotides long. RefSeq names its product PWWP domain containing 3B (gene Pwwp3b). The transcript has 8 exons. Lineage: Eukaryota; Metazoa; Chordata; Mammalia; Rodentia; Sciuridae. The record is from RefSeq and is a predicted model, not a curated record. Bases 2601 to 4682 code for a protein of 693 amino acids.
AGAAGGAGCUUGGAGGUAAUGGCUGUCGUAAAAGCUGGUUAUUUUCAGAGACUUCUAGAAGAUUUGGUGUAAAGGUGAAAAAAGAAGAGAGUGUUGAUGUGGCGUAAUGGGAAAGGAGAGUCGUUUUUUGUUCUAGGUUGAUAUCAGAGGUGUACACAAACUGGACAAUCUGCAUGUGAAGCCAGUUAAGCCCCAGGAAAGCAGUGCAGCAACAGAAGUGCCCAGCAGGGUGAAAGCUCUGCUGGGCAAGCAAUUGGAGUGAGAAUCAGGCAGUUGGAUCACAGGACCAGACCCACUAGGAUCCACGUGACAGAGGAAGAGACAAGAUUCCAAGCCCAGGAGACGGUGAGUAUUGGUGGAGAGAGUGAACAUCCUUAUGUUUGGGGGUCAGGUGGACUUUGGCUCUGAUUUUAUCUUGCCUUCUUCCCAACUUUGUUGUCUUGGGCAUGAGUAUGAAAAUGUCCAUUUUCUUGCUAACUGUUCACUAUGUCAUUUUUUGCUUCUUUUCAGUCAAACUAAGUAGAAAAAUGACAUCUCAGUUCUGUUUACAUUUGCAUCUCUGAUUAUUAGGGAAAGUGAAUAUCUUUUAUAUAUUGGUCAGUUUUAAUUUUUAUUUUGAAUUUUGAGAAGCCCUAAUAAACAACACCUCCUUUUCUCCACUGAACAAAUUGAUGUAAAGUAAAUGGAAUUGUAGAUGGCAGUCAAAAUGUCAGCUUUAGUACAAGGGGAAAGUUAAGUUGUAGGGCAUUGACUAUUGUAAAAAUCAAUUGGGCUGUAUAACAGAACCCCUAAUAUAAGCACCUCUAACCAAACAGAUUCCAGGCUUGCAAAUAUACAAGAAGGACAGAUAUGCCUGUAGUUACAUUGAUUAUCUGGCUCACAAGAAAGUAAAUAGAAUUGUUCCCUCAGAGUAUUUUGGAUUCUCUUUUUGUUCUUUGCCCACUUUUACUUUGCUAUUUAUUAGUUAUAUGUAAGAACUACUUUAGAAUAGUGUGAUAUUUUUGCAUUGAGAACAGUCUUAUCAAACUGUUCUGUUUUCAACAUUGUUUUACCCUAGCUUUUUUUUUUUGCAAUUUCAGUAUUUAGAUAUAUACCUCAUUAAAGAUUUUUAGUUGAUUUUUUUAUAUCUAGAAUUGAUUGUAGUUGAUAAAUCUAUGAACUUCCUGAAGGAUAAAUAGAAAGACCUGAAUAAAAAAAGAGCACGACCCACAACCAAAAGAAUUAACAGUUUAGAGAAUUAAUUCUCCACAAAUAAUAUAUUAAUUUAUUGCAAUCACAAAUAGGACCUAGUGGGUCUUUUAAAUGGAGCUUAACCAGUUGGAUCUUAAAAAUCAUUUGUAGAAAUUUGGUGCCAAAAAGUCAGAAAAUAUAUAAAAGAUAUUCUUUGCUGGUCUUUAUUAUUUGAUAAAGACAUUUCUACCUCUUGUUUUUGUUUUUGUUUUAGGAAAUCACCCACCCUUGUGGUUUGAAUGUAAAUUACAGAGACACGUGUUGCCAUUCCGCUUUCAAGUGCCUUAAAAAUGAACAUUUUUCCCUUUAAGUGAAUUUCAGUUUAACUUGGUGAUUCUCUUCCCUCUAAUUGAGGGAAAGGCCCCCUGCUUUCCCCAUCACAGGAGGGGGCGGAGCCUUCUCCAAGCAGCUGGGAAGUGAGCUGUGCCUGGCCAGUCUUGGGGGAGGGGCUGCAUUUCAGGAGACUGCAGCUGACAAGAAGCUUCAAGUGGAAUUUUUCCUGGACCUGGUCUAACAGGUAUUCUGGUUGCUGUUUCAAGUCCUGCCGGUGUCCUCACUGCAAGUCAUCCUUUCAGGUCACAGGUACAGCUGUGGUCAGCAAGAACCAUUUUUUCUACAUCAUCUAAGUUUAAAACUGAGGUUAAUAUCAGAGUUGCAUAAGACCUGGGCAAUCUGCAUAUGAUACCAGUUGAACCCCAGAAAGGCAGUACAACCACAGAAGUGCCCAGCAGGGCGAAGACAGUGCUAGACAAGCAGUUGGAGUGAGAACCAAGACAGCUGGAUCAGAGGACCAGACCCAUCACAAUCCACGUGACAGAGAUUUCUCUUGCCGUUUCUGUCCUCUGAUUCAGGGAGGAGGGGCCUUCUGCUCUUCAUCUCAGCCAGUGGGUGGAGCCUUCCGUGAGCAGCUUGGCAGUGAGCUGUGCCUGGCCAGUCUUGGGGGAGGAGCUGCAUUUCUCCAGGCUGCAGCUGACAAGAAGCUUCAAGGUUAAUAUCAGAGGUUCAUGAGACCUGGGCAAUCUGCAUGUGAUUCCAUUUGAACCCCAGAAAGGAAGUACAACCACAGAAAGUGCCCAGCAGGGUGAAGGCUGUGCUGGACAAAUAGUUGGAGUGAGAAUCAAGACAGCUGGAUCACAGGACUAUAAUUAUUGUGCCAAGUAUCCUCCAGUAUUGUCCUAUUCAAACAACUUGUUCAAGCAUCUUGGGGUAAUUGUAGUGAAGACAAAACACAAGCUAUAAACUCUUUGUAGUCCUAAAACAAGGAACUUUGUUGAAAGUGUUGUUUUGUAGGACCUGUUUUUGCAGUGACAAGGACAGCAAGUCACCUCAACUUCUGAUAAGAACUCCUUGGCACACAAGUCUAAUUCAUAAUGGAAGUUGAGUAUGUCCUAUGCAAUUGGAAAGACCAGUUAUGGCCAGCGAAAGUUUUGUCCAGAUCUGAUACUUCAUCAGACAGUAAGAGAAAAAAGACAAUUUCACUAGAAGUUCAAAUACUCUCACUAGGUGAGAAGAUUGAAGUGGACAUCACAGAAACAAAGAUCCUUGAUAAAUCUCAAGUUGAAGCCAUUGCCUCCUCUCUAGUGGUACAGUCAGAGGACAGUGCCCCACCUCCAGAGGAAACAGCCUAUGGAAGGUCACUAAAAGCGGCACUGGAUAUCCUGAAUGAGGGAAAAACUUUGAGUCAAGCAAGCAUUUCAAAUGAAGAAGAAACCACUGUGAUGUCUGAAAAUGACCCACAAAAGUUGUCUGAUUCACCCCCUCGUAAAAAGUAUCGGAGGCAUGAAGGGGACUUACUGAAGUCUCUUGAGGAAAAUGAAGACCCAACAUCCCUGUUAAUAUCUUCAGAGAGUGGUAAUUCCCAGCCUGAUGAUAAACCACAGGUUCACACAACUAUUGAUACUAUUCCGAGUGAAAUGGAAACAAAGUCAUCAGAGAACCCCAUCUCGUGCCAGACUUUCCCUUCACUUUCAGAAGAUGAUGAUGACAAAGAGAAGAAAAAGAUCGACAUCUCAGCAAUUUUAUCUGUAAGUUCCACAGUCAAAGAAGAGGAUGCAUAUGUUAAAGAUGAAAAAUUUGUUCCAACUUUGUCAUCAGAUAUUGGCACUAUGCCCAAAACUUUGAAAGAAGAGGAAAAAGUCAUCUGCUCAGAGACCCCUGCUGUUUCUUCUGAAUGCUCUACCUUCUCAGAGAAUAUUGAGGAUCCUGGAGAAGGUCCUUCAAAUCCAAAUCCAUGCACAGAUGCUACCCAGGAACAACCUGUGGAAUCAGAGAUGGGUGCUGCAACAUCCCCUGCAAGUUGUUCAGGGGAAUGCCAGGCUUCACUUAGUGCCUCUAACCCUGUCCUGGAUUAUUCACUUCUUGUGAAUAAUGAAAGAAGUUUUCAGAGAUUGGAUUUUGAGGAACUUGAGGAAGAAAUUCAAGCUUCUGACAAGUCAGUACCUCCAAAUCCUGGUAGUUCUUCUGCAGUAGAUGAUAAUGAGGAAGAUGAAGAACUCCCACGCUUCAUUUUUCAUUAUGAGCCACGUUCAUUUGAAACAGGAAUGAUAGUCUGGUUUAAAUAUCAAAAAUACCCAUUUUGGCCAGCAGUGGUAAAAAGCAUCAGGCGUAAAGAGAGGAAAGCAAGUGUGCUUUUUGUUGAGGCAAACAUAAAUCCUGAGAAGAAAGGCAUUAGGGUACCAUUCAGAAGAUUAAAGAAGUUUGACUGUAAAGAGAAACAAGCACUAGUGGAUAAAGCCAGGGAGGAGUAUAGUGAAAGUAUUGACUGGUGCAUUUCAUUGAUUUGUGACUACAGAGUUAGAAUAGGUUGUGGAUCUUUUACAGGCUCUUUCCUUGAGUACUAUGCUGCUGACAUUAGUUAUCCAAUCAGGAAAGCAAUCAAACAGGAUACCUUCAGGAAUCUAUUUCCAAAGCUGCAGAGUGAUGAUACUGUGGAACAAAUGGUUGUGACUUCCCAGACCAAGAAAAUGGCCUUCCAGAAAAUUCUCCCUGACCGGAUGAAGGCUGCUCGGGACCGAGCCAACAAGAACCUAGUGGACUUUAUUGUGAAUGCAAAGGGAACAGAAAACCAUCUUUUGGCCAUUUUAAAAGGCACCAAAGCAUCCAGAUGGCUGAAAUCAUUUUUGAAUGCAAACAGGUUCACACCCUGUAUUGAAACAUACUUUGAAGAUGAUGAUCAGUUGGAUGAGGUAGUGAAAUAUUUACAGGAAAUCUACAAACAAAUAGAUGAAAGGAUGCUGACUCGGAUAAAACAUGACAAAAUUAAAUUCAUCCUGGAAGUUCUCCUGCCAGAAGCAAUCAUUUUUUCAAUUUCUGCUGUUGAUGGAUUAGAUUAUGAAGCAGCUGAAGCAAAGUAUCUAAAAGGGCCUUCUCUUGGCUGUAGGGAAAGAGAAUUAUUUGAUUCAAAAAUCAUAUUUGAAAAGAGACGGAAACCUUUAACAAAUGAAGCUCAUUAAAUACCCCAAGAGUCAAAAUCAUAACAGGGAGCUUUCACAGAUGUUAGUUUAAAAAAAAUCCCUUUACAGUACUAUCUACAAUGUAAAUAUUUUCUGAAAAAGAAAGACUUUGGGCAACAUACUCGCUUUUCUUUUUAAGAUCUCUAGGAUCUGCAGAUAUCACUACAUGUUUUUUUUUUCUUAUGCUUCUUCAAAGUCAAUGUCAUCAACAGAUUUCAGAAGUUUCACUUUCAAAAACAUUUUAGAAUGAAUUAUUCCUAAGUGAUUUUUAAAAGAAAGUACUAUUUGGUUUUAUGACAUUUUUGUCUAUGCUGUAUAGUUAAAUACAGUGUAUACAGUCAUUUUAAUAUUAAAGUUACACUGGUGUUAGAUAUUAAGCAAGAUAGUUAGAAAAGAAGUGUUAAAGAAACAUGAUUAUAUUUUUUUGCUUAAUUUUUAUAAAAUACUGGAUUUUCUCUUAAAAUAGUUGAAUUAUUUUUCCUGCCAUGCCUAUUUAUUUUUGGAAAAAAGUAUCUCUGAGACAUAGAACCAAAGAUAGAUGAUAGAUAAGCUUUGCUGCAUAUUAUAACUAACCACAGUUGCUUUUGCAAAACAACAGUCUAAAGUUAAAAAAUAAAGUAAAUGGAUUAUCUGCAUGCAGUCUGUAUUUGUGUGAAUAACAUCUCAGCAUGCAGAAAAUAAUUUCAGCAGCCUUGAACAGGAUAUCCAAAUCUAUACUUCCAUGAAAUUCAAUUUUGUAGAGUGUGUGUCCUUAAAAUGAGUGAAUAGUUUCUUAAAACAGACAGGUUUCUGGCUGUCUUCAUAACUAACCAAGAGUGGAUCUUUUUAAUAGAGCUGUCUGACCACAUGUAAAAGGCAGCUACAGUCAUUGUAUUCACAGUCUGGUCACUCCAGAGUCCAGACUUACUGCUUAAGAGCCCAUGUAGUUUGAUUCAAACCAUAUAGAAAGCAAGCACUACAUUCUUUCUAAGUCUUAUUUCAAAAUAUGUAGUCAUUUGUCUCAAAUUAAGCAAACUUUAGCGUCCGGCUUAUUUGUACAGAAGUUUUCAUUGAUUCCAGUACUAAUAUGUCAACUAGUAAGUCAUUCCAAACUAUCAGAAGGAGUAGAUGGACCAAAACCUGGGAAUUUGGAAAUGGAUCACAGAAAGAGCCUCCAUUGGCUAAAUAUGGCAAUUACCCAAAUAUGGUUAAAUAUCGACAAUUGAUAGGAUGAAGCCGAUGAAUAUAUUCUAACUCAAAACAAGAUUUUUAUGAGACUACAUCUAAGAAAAACUAGUUUAUUAUUUUAAUAAAAUUGUUACAAUAAGAAGUGCUGAAGACUUAACAUGAACCUGUCUACAAUUUUACAUCUUAAAGUGAGAUAGCUGUUAUCCUUGGGCUCUUGAUAUGUGUUCACAUAGCUACAUGUGUAUGUAAAAUUUUUAAAAGUUGGUAUUUUGAUUUGUAAUAAAACCAUUAUAUCCUUCACUUCGGAUGGUCACUCCAUACUCCAGAUUAUACAACUACAUAAGUGGUGGGUUAUUUUUUUUAAUUUUUGCUUUUUAUAGGUGCUGUCAUUUUAAUGUUUGUUAUAAGUUGUCAUUCUGAAUAAAUGUUCAUUUUCAUGGUU